This is a messenger RNA of Chenopodium quinoa (quinoa), 2148 nucleotides long. RefSeq names its product protein FAR1-RELATED SEQUENCE 5-like. NCBI's taxonomy places the organism in Eukaryota, Viridiplantae, Streptophyta, Magnoliopsida, Caryophyllales, Amaranthaceae. Gene Ontology annotation, biological process: regulation of DNA-templated transcription. Bases 1 to 2148 code for a protein of 715 amino acids. The transcript has 5 exons. Gene Ontology annotation, molecular function: zinc ion binding. The record is from RefSeq and is a predicted model, not a curated record.
AUGGGAAAAAGGGUGGUUGCUGAAAGGGAAGGGCCUGCUAAGCGUAAGUCAAAGAAAUGUGACUGCCUUGUGUAUAUGUACUGCUGCAAAAUGAAAUCUGGUGAUUGGGUAGUAAAGGGGUUGGAAUUACAGCACAGGAAUCAUGUCCCUACACCUCGAAAGUAUCGCUAUAUUGCUAUGUAUAGGAAGGAAGACAUCAAUGAUGUUGUGAGGAGAAAGCUCUUCACUGAUGUUGGUUCUGGGUCAAAGGUCACCCAAGUCUUCAACUCACUAGCCAGUGAGAGGAAUGGGGUUGAAAAUGUGGCCUUUACCAAUAGAGAUUUGCAUAAUGUUAUCUCCCGGGAAAGAAGUGAGAAGAUGAAGAAUGGUGACUGGAAUGCGUUGUUUGAUUACUUCAACGCCAUGAGUGCUGAUAAUCAGAACUUCUAUCAUAUGCAUAGGGUAGAAAAAUUCAAUCAAUUGUCCGAUGUUAUGUGGGUUGACGCAAGAAGUAGGGCUGCCUACGAGGAGUUUGGGGACGUGAUUGUGUUUGACACAACGUACUUAACAAAUCAGUAUGACCUGCCUUUUGCAAAUUUUGUCGGUGUCAACCACCAUGGACAAUCCAUUCUGCUAGGAUGUGCCUUGCUUUCCCAUGAGAAUGCCGAAACAUUUGAGUGGUUAUUCAGAACUUGGUUAGGGUGUAUGUCUAAAAAGAAACCCUUGGCUAUAUUAAGUGACCAAGAUGCUGCAAUGAGGAAAGCUCUCCGCAAUGUUAUGCCUUGUACACAUCACCGCUGGUGCUUAUGGCACAUACUUACCAAGUUCAGCCAGAAACUUGGUAAGUAUGAGACUUAUGAAUUGUUUAAGGUGGAACUUCACAAUGUCAUUUAUGACAGCCUUACUGAUGAUGAGUUUGAGAAGGAGUGGGUUGCUGUCAUUGCAAAAUAUCAGCUCGAGGAAGAUCCGUGGCUGGCAGGUUUGUAUGCCGAGAGCAAAAUGUGGGCUCCUGCCUACAUGAGACCCUUUUUUUGGGAAGGAAUGAAGACUACUCAGCGUGUUGAGAGCAUUAACUCUUUCUUUGAUGGAUUCCUCGACAAGCACACAUGGUUGUAUGAGUUUGGGCCGAAGUACAUAGCAGCAAUGGAGUUAAGAGCAAAUGAUGAGCAACAAUCUGAUGCUGCUGAUCAGCGAAAAAUCUACACAGAUUCAAAGUUUUUGGAUGUCCAAGAACAAUGCAAUAGAGUGUUGUACUUGACCCUGUUGUCUAAGGUCAUUGACUCUGAUAAUGGUGCCACUAUUACCCACACUCUUGAGGACAGAGUGUGGGUCUUGUGCAAGGAAACUCGGAAAGAGUUCCCGACUCAAUACACGAGGCUAUAUCAUGUGAAAAUUAAUAAAGAAAACACUAAAGCUUUCUGCAGCUGCAAGCAUUUUGAAACUCAUGGCAUUAUAUGUCGUCAUAUCAUUAAGGUUUUGGACAUGCAUAAGAUGACUGAUGUCCCUGAAAUGUUUGUCUUAAAUCGUUGGCGUAAGGAUGUUUUCAGAAAGCACACUAGGGUCAAGGUUACUUACCAUGAUCCUUCAAAGACGGUGGAGUCGAAGAGGUUUGAUGAAAUGAUGGUAGCUUUUGAGCCCUUGUGCGUUAAGGCUUCUACAGUGGCUGAUUGCAUAGUUAUCGACACACUUCGGCAGUUGGACAUCAACGUGGAAGCCACAGUGAAUACAGCAGGAUUAUCCGGUAUCACACCAACUAAGAAAACUCCACCCAAAUCAACCAAAAAAUCUCCUGCUUCCUCCAGAAAGAAAACUCCAAAGUCUGUGAACAAGGGAAAAGGGACUGUCACUGAGACUGGGAAGCAGUCCACUAUGGAUGUUUCUCCGACCUGUUUUGAGAUUGGUUCCCCAUCUACUGAUCUGUUAGUCAAUGAUCCUGUGAACUCUGAUGAAGUGCUUCGCUUGUCUGCUGGUGGCAUUGAGAUGCUGACUGAAAAUGGUUCGGUUGGGUACUUCACUAGCACGGUGGAAGAAGACUCUGAUGGCUUUGUGUUGUGUAGAGAUGAUGAUGAAGGUGUUCUUGGAAUGGAUGUUGAUGAUGGAGGUGUUGUCGGUCUGGAUGGUGAUGGAGGUGAUGAUCUUCUCACACAACAUGAUCUGGUUUGGGUAUAA